Pogoniulus pusillus (Red-fronted tinkerbird) is the source of this 2303-nucleotide messenger RNA. RefSeq names its product ATP binding cassette subfamily G member 2 (JR blood group) (gene ABCG2). The transcript is spliced from 16 exons. Bases 176 to 2152 code for a protein of 658 amino acids. Gene Ontology annotation, cellular component: plasma membrane. Lineage: Eukaryota; Metazoa; Chordata; Aves; Piciformes; Lybiidae. Gene Ontology annotation, biological process: transmembrane transport. Gene Ontology annotation, molecular function: ATP binding; ABC-type transporter activity; ATP hydrolysis activity. The record is from RefSeq and is a predicted model, not a curated record.
ACUGUCCGGGGUGCCCGAGCCUGAGGAGCUCAGCUCCCGUCUUGGCCGCCCUGCUGCAGCGGCGCUGAUGCCACUGGUCGGACCGCGCUGCGCCGCUAACUCAGCUGCGCUCCCGCUCUGCCUUUCCGCAGCCUCUGCAGCCCUGCGACCGACUCACACCUGCUGCUGAGGAAAGAUGGCAGAGGAGCAGCCCCAGCUCUGCAUCCAGAUGGAAGAGCCCAGCUCCAAUGGCAUCCCCAGUGCCACACAGUCCCCUGCAGGCCUGGGUGGGCAUGGGGGCACUGUGCUGUCCUUCCACAACAUCUGCUACCAGGUGAAGGUGAAGACUGGGCUGCUGUGCUGCAAGAAAACAGCAACCAAACAAGUUCUGAGGGAUGUCAAUGGCAUCAUGAGGCCGGGGCUGAAUGCCAUCUUGGGACCCACUGGCAGCGGCAAAUCUUCUCUCCUGGACAUUUUAGCUGCCAGGAAGGAUCCCCAUGGGCUUUCUGGGGACAUCUUGAUCAACGGAGCUCCUCAGCCUGCCAAUUUCAAGUGCACCUCUGGAUACGUGGUACAGGAUGAUGUGGUGAUGGGAACCCUGACUGUGAGAGAGAACCUGAAGUUCUCAGCAGCACUGCGCUUGCCCAAGUCGGUGACGGAGCAGGAGAAGAGUGAGCGAGUGGAUCAGAUCAUCAAGGAGCUGGGCUUGAGCAAGGUGGCAGAUUCCAAGGUUGGCACCGAGUUCUCUCGUGGGGUGUCUGGUGGAGAGAGGAAAAGGACCAGCAUUGGGAUGGAGCUCAUCACAGAUCCUGCCAUCCUGUUUUUGGAUGAGCCAACUACUGGGCUGGAUGCCAGCACUGCCAACUCUGUCCUGCUGCUGCUCAAAAGGAUGGCCCAGCAAGGCAGGACCAUCAUCUUCUCCAUCCACCAGCCUCGCUACUCCAUAUUCCGCCUCUUCAACAACCUGACGCUGCUGGCUGCUGGGAGGGUCCUGUUCCAUGGCCCAGCUCAGGAGGCCCUCCAGUACUUCCAGACUAUUGGGUACCAGUGUGAACCAUACAACAACCCUGCAGACUUCUUCCUGGAUGUGAUCAACGGAGACUCCCCCUCAGUGGCUGGGAGCAAGGUCACAGAGACUGAGCCAGUGAGCACCGAAGACCACAGAAGCUUGGCCGAGAAGCUGGCAGAAGAAUACUGCAGCUCUGCCUACUACCAAGAGACAAAAGCAAGCCUGGAGAAGAUUUCUUUGGGCAGCCAGAAGAAACCCAAGGCAGCUUUCAGGCAGAUCACCUAUGCCAACUCCUUCCUUCUCCAGCUCAGAUGGGUGUCCCGCCGCACCUUCAAGAACCUGCUGGGCAACCCUCAAGCUUCCAUAGCUCAGGUGUGUGUCACAGCUCUCCUGGGGCUUGUGGUAGGUGCCAUUUUCUUUGGACUUAAAGAAGACUCCACUGGACUGCAGAACAGGGUGGGGGCCAUGUUCUUCCUGACCACCAACCAGUGCUUCAGCAGCGUCUCGGCCAUCGAGCUCUUUGUGGCUGAAAAAAAGAUCUUUAUCCAUGAAUACAUCAGUGGCUACUACAGAAUAUCUGUCUACUUCAUCUCCAAGCUGAUGGCUGAUCUGAUACCCAUAAGGACCAUGCCAAGCAUCAUCUUCACCUGCAUCACUUACUUCAUGUUGGGUUUGAAGCCAACAGCAGGAGCCUUCUUCACCAUGAUGUUCACCCUGAUGAUGGUCUCCUACACAGCUACUUCCAUGGCCCUGGCCAUUGCAGCAGGGCACAGCAUGGUGACUGUAGCCAACCUGAUGGUGACUGUGGUCUUUGUUUUCAUGAUUCUGUUCUCUGGGUUGCUGGUCAACCUCACCAGUGUCCUGUCCUGGCUCUCCUGGCUGAAGUACUUCAGCAUCCCUCGCUAUGGAUUUCAGGCUCUGCAAAUCAAUGAACUGACUGGGCUGAACUUCUGUGGCAGCACCAACAGCACAGGCUUGAUCAGCAACAUCACCUGCCCACAGACAGGCCAAGUGUGGUGCACUGGGGAGGAGUAUCUGAAGCACCAAGGCGUCGAGGCGAGCACCUGGGGCCUGUGGCAGAACCACCUGGCUCUUGCCUGCAUGAUGCUGAUCUUCCUCACCAUUGCCUACCUGAAACUGUCCUUCAUGAAGAAGUUCUCUUAAAGCCAGAAUGCAAAAUGCACCUCCUGGACCAAACUGACUGUGCAGCUGUCCUGCAGCUCGGGUGGCAGAGCCUCCUCUGCCCCCAGGUGUUGGCAUAAGCUCCAUCCUCGGCGUGAUUGCUGAGAAGCUUUCUCCCUUCUCCUGGCCCUGG